Molecule: messenger RNA, 657 nt
Organism: Cladophialophora yegresii CBS 114405
Lineage: Eukaryota; Fungi; Ascomycota; Eurotiomycetes; Chaetothyriales; Herpotrichiellaceae
Exons: 2
Coding region: 1-657 (218 amino acids)
Source: RefSeq, a predicted model, not a curated record
AUGGCCGAGCCACCCCAGCAGACAGGGGCACAGACGGAGCCCUCGCUACCCCAAGAACUGAUCAUGCUCUGGUGUUCAGAUACGCUCCGGAACGUGCCCCUCGCCGCCGCAGCCAUAGACACCCGUUCGCCAUGCAACACCAUCACGCAGCAGGAGAUGACCCGGCUCUUGGGGGUGGUGCACUACCUCCGCGCCCGGCCGGAGGCUGACGACCCGGACAAUCCAGACCCAGACCCGCAUCAGCAUCACCACCGAGGGCAGGGGCUCGUCGGCACGAAACUCCUCCAAAUCGAACACGCCGAGGUGUCCAUCCUGAGGGAGGAGACCUUUUGCAUCGUGACCCACGCGCCCUGGCCGAUCGUGCUGAACAGGUCGAUCAAUGUGGCCGACGCGACGCCCGAGGUGCAUGUCUUGGGCGGGUCCGUGGAUCCCAAGAAAGACCAAAAAAGGAAGAAAGAAGCCAAAGAUCAAGCCAAGAAGAGAGAGCAACAACGAAUCAAGGAGAGGGAAGUGGAGGGAGGGGAAGAAGACGUGAAGGACGAGGGGGAGAGGAAAGUGCAGAAGCAGGCAGGACAGGGACAGGGACAGGGGCAGGGACAGACGCAGACACCAGCUCAGACACAAACACAAACACAGAACCCGAGCCCAAGCAAUUGA